This is a messenger RNA of Pangasianodon hypophthalmus (striped catfish), 2087 nucleotides long. RefSeq names its product lactamase, beta-like 1b (gene lactbl1b). The coding region runs from base 39 to 1748 and encodes 569 amino acids. Lineage: Eukaryota; Metazoa; Chordata; Actinopteri; Siluriformes; Pangasiidae. The record is from RefSeq and is a predicted model, not a curated record. The transcript is spliced from 7 exons.
CAGCGGCUGCCAUCGAGAGACUUACCACAACCAGCAGGAUGGAAGUGAAAUGGACUCAUUUGGGUCUCAUCUUCUUUGUAAUGCUGUCAAUCAUUAUGACAGGCUGCUUCCUCUGGCAAUAUCAUCUGCCCAAGCUAAUGCCCGGUGAGAUUGUGCCUUUUGAAAAGUAUUCAACCCCCUUGAAGCUGUGUCCCCGAUACCCCAAGCCCACUCCAUUGGAGCACCCAAUCCCCUACCUGAAGGCGGCGCUGGAGAAAGUGGAUGCAGUUCUCCGGCAUAGCAUCAAUCCCACCAGCCUUCCCACAAUAUCUGCCAUAGUCAUUUACAAUGACACUGUGUUGUGGACAGGAAACUUUGGAAAGAAAAAUGGCAGUGACCCUAAAUCAGCACCUCCUAAUGAGUACACCAUCUACAGGAUUGCAAGUAUAUCUAAGAUCUUCCCCACUUUGAUGCUCUACCGGCUAUGGGAGGAUGGUAAAGUGGGCUCAUUAGAUGACCCACUGGAGAAGUAUGUGGAGAAUUUCACCAUCAAAAACCCACUGGGGAAGACCAAAAAUUCAGAGCUGAAAUAUGUGACAGAUGGGCUGAUCUUCCUGGAUAGCAGUGAGGUUCAGAUUCGCUCUUCCUCAGUAACCCUUCGUAGAAUGGCCAGUCAUCUCUCUGGUUUACCAAGAAGACUUCGGUCCACUAACCUGCUGUGGAAGGGCAAGACUCAAGCUGCGAUCAGUCUUCUACAGGAUGAUGUGCUGGUUGCAGAUCCAGGAACAAAAUGUCACUACAGCAACUUGGCUUUUUCCUUGUUGGCCCAUGUCCUGGCUGAGAGGGUGUUGGGUUUGAAUUACCAGCGCUGGAUUACUGAUAACAUCCUUGGCCGGUUGGGAAUGGAGGACACAGGCUUUGAUAUCACCCCCAGCAUUCAGAGUCACAUGGCUGUUGGUGUCUACGCUAAUGGCCAACCUGCACCACUUUAUGACCUAGGCUGGUAUCGCCCGUCGGGGCAGAUGUUCUCUACAGCUGCUGAUCUGGCCAAACUGGCCAUGAUGCUUCUUGGGGCUUAUCAUCGCAAGCUUCUGGAGCCAGACACCUUAAAAAUAAUGCUCACUCCAUUGUUCCACUGUGAUAAAGAUUACUUUGCCAACCGCACUGGAACUCCAUGGGAGGUGAAUGAACAGCUUGGUUAUGAGCUGCUUCGUAAAGAUGGGGACUUGGAUGGGUACUCCGCCACAUUCUCCCUAGUACCCCGACUCAAGAUCAGCAUGAUUGUUCUGAUGGCAGGCACAAGGUCUCAGAACCAGGAUGUGAUAACCAAGGCCUAUUCAUAUAUCAUUCCUGCCAUGGAGAGAGCUUUCAGAGAUGCCAAGCGGGUCCUUGUGCCUCCCCCCAAUCCUGCUCCAUAUGUAGGGUUCUACACAUACAAUAACAUCACCUUUUAUGAGAUCAAAGCUGGACCAGAAAGAGUCCUCAUCAUGCAGCAGUUUGGGCCUCAGAUUGAGAGCUUGAUUCCUGAGAGAUACCGAACCAUAAAGUUGUCUUACCUGGUAGAUCGAGUUUUUAAGGUUGUGUUUGAGAAACAGUACCCCUGUAUUUUACAUGUGGGUUCUGCCUCAGUGUCAUUGGAAGCCCAGGAUGGGCAACUCUUCAAUUUCUAUAUGUUUGACAAAUUUGGGUUAUCCCCCGGUUUUGAUGCACCAGGUCUGAACACUUACAAUGUGGUCCGAAUUGCCCACAGACCCAUAUUUUCAAAGUGAAAUCUAAUAUCCAAAAAACUAGAGACUGUACAAUAUUGCUGUUUCUGUUUUUUUUUUUUUUAAACCAAAGAUGUGUAAAUGCCCUAUAUGUUUGACAAAGCCUCAUCUGCGUAGUACCCAUUCAUGUUCUUUUUUUUUCCAUAAAUACUGUGUAUAAUUAUGAUUUUACACCCAUCUUACAGUACUGUGUGGUUGAUAUAUACACAGUAUCCUCUAUAUUGGGUCAUGAAGAGCAGUAUGAAUUUAAAGUUUUAGCCUUUGCAGUCUCAUUUAUCAGUUAAUUAUCCAGCACUCAAUGAACUAGAUACUGCAGUAAACAAACUGUGCACUUUUGACCAA